ACUAUCUCCCACAAGUCUAAAACCAUUUUUCGACCCCAAAACACAACGAAAACGACGGACCAAAAAAAAUGCCGCACUUGAGAAUCGAAACAAACGUCCCCGAGGCGAACAUUCCGAAAGACUUGCCGGCGAAACUGUGCCAAGUGUUGGCGAAAAGUUUGGGAAAGCCGGUCAGCUACUGCGUUGCCACGGUUGUUGGGGGUGUGAACAUGUCGUGGGGCGGCUCCACGGUGCCGUGCGCCCAGGCCACGCUCAUGAGCAUCGGGGCGUUGGGCGUCGAACCGAACAAGAAACAUUCGGCCGCUAUUUUCGAGGUUAUCACCAAGGAGUUGGGCAUUGCUGACGACAAGAUGUACAUUCAUUUCAUGGAUGCGCCCUCAGCAAACGUCGGAUUCCAGGGCACCACCUUUAAGGAUAUUCUGGGUUGAUCGGUGUUACACAUUCUUAAAGAUUAUUUUUAUAAGUGCUAAAUGUUUAGAUUGUAACUGUUAAUAAAUGAUAUGUGACUGUU
Messenger RNA from Aethina tumida (small hive beetle), 511 nucleotides. Its product is annotated as D-dopachrome decarboxylase-A. Gene Ontology annotation, molecular function: phenylpyruvate tautomerase activity; cytokine activity. NCBI's taxonomy places the organism in Eukaryota, Metazoa, Arthropoda, Insecta, Coleoptera, Nitidulidae. The coding region runs from base 69 to 428 and encodes 119 amino acids. The record is from RefSeq and is a predicted model, not a curated record. The transcript is spliced from 3 exons.